This is a messenger RNA of Equus caballus (horse), 1672 nucleotides long. It is a transcript of the gene AVPR1B, whose product is annotated as arginine vasopressin receptor 1B. NCBI's taxonomy places the organism in Eukaryota, Metazoa, Chordata, Mammalia, Perissodactyla, Equidae. Gene Ontology annotation, cellular component: plasma membrane. Gene Ontology annotation, molecular function: vasopressin receptor activity; peptide binding. The record is from RefSeq and is a predicted model, not a curated record. Gene Ontology annotation, biological process: regulation of systemic arterial blood pressure by vasopressin; G protein-coupled receptor signaling pathway; cellular response to hormone stimulus.
AUGGAUUCUGGGACUCCUUGGGCUGCCAACCCCACUCCCUGGGGCACCCUCUCUGCUCCCAAUGCCACAACACCCUGGCUGGGCCGGGAUGAGGAGCUGGCCAAGGUGGAGAUAGGAGUCCUGGCCACUGUCCUGGUACUGGCCACAGGGGGCAACCUGACUGUGCUGCUGAUGCUGGGGCGGCUGGGCCGCAAGCUCUCGCGCAUGCACCUGUUUGUGCUGCACCUGGCCCUCACUGACCUGGGGGUGGCGCUCUUCCAGGUGCUGCCCCAGCUGCUGUGGGACAUCACCUACCGUUUCUGGGGCCCCGACCUCCUUUGCCGGGCCAUCAAGUACCUGCAGGUGCUGAGCAUGUUUGCCUCCACCUACAUGCUGCUGGCCAUGACGCUGGACCGCUACCUGGCUGUUUGUCACCCACUGCGCAGCCUCCGGCAGCCCAGCCAGUCCGCCUACCCACUCAUUGCCGCUCCUUGGCUGCUAGCCGCCAUCCUCAGCCUCCCUCAAGUCUUCAUUUUCUCUUUGCGGGAGGUGAUCCAGGGCACCGGGGUGCUGGACUGCUGGGCAGACUUCCGCUUCCCUUGGGGGCCACGGGCCUACAUUACCUGGACCACCCUGGCCAUCUUCAUCCUGCCCGUGGCCAUGCUCACGACCUGCUACAGCCUCAUCUGCCACGAGAUCUGUAAGAACCUAAAAGGCAAGACGCGGGCCUGGAGGGUAGAAAGAGGGGGCUGGAGGAAUUGGGACAGGCCUGCACCAUCUGCCCCGGCUGCGGCCACGCAGGGGCUGCCAUCCCGCGUCAGCAGCAUCAGCACCAUUUCAAGGGCCAAGAUCCGAACCGUGAAGAUGACCUUCAUCAUUGUGCUGGCCUAUAUCGCCUGCUGGGCACCCUUCUUCAGCGUCCAGAUGUGGUCUGUGUGGGACGAGAACGCGCCUGAUGAAGAUUCAACCAAUGUGGCCUUCACCAUCUCCAUGCUUUUGGGCAACCUCAGCAGCUGCUGCAACCCCUGGAUCUACAUGGGCUUCAACAGCCACCUGUGGCCGCGCCCCCUGCGCCAUCUAGCCUGCUGUGGGGGCCCCCGGCCCGGGAUGCGCAGGCAGCUCUCCAACGGCAGCCUCUCCAGUCGCCGCACCACGCUGCUGACCCGCUCCAGCGGCCCGCCCACCCUCGGCCUCAGCCCCAAACUCCGUGGGAGGCCUGGGCCCCAAGAGUCACUGAAGGGCUCAGAGCCGGUGGAUGGGGAAGCCAUCACUGAGACCGGCAUCUUUUAGGGAACACUCCCCAGAGUCUGGUGCCGCCCAUGGGGCUAGCAGAGGGUCUUUGCUCAUCUCAGCUCUGGGUAUGAAUGCUGGGAGGGUCAUGGGUGGAGAGAGGGGAACCCAGUUUGAGGCAGGGUGGGGCGGUCAGAAUGGCUGCCAUCAUUCGCUCCCAGUCUCACACGCUGGAAGUCAGGGAGAAUCAAACCAUCUGCUUCCCUGAUCCUGCCACAUUCACGGUGUGUGGGAACACACCCCGCAUCUGGGACGGGCCCAGGACGGCCCUGACUGGGGGUCCACAGGUGGGGGGAACUCAGAGGCUGGUCUCCAUCUUGGCUGGCUGUCCCCAUUCUGACCUGACUAGCAUACCCCAGCCCAACCCGAGAGGGGAGAAGUGAAACUGUGAGCAGGACCCUGU